UUGGGGCUAGGGACGAAGUUCUUUUGUCCUGCUGCUCUUCUCCCAACGCUGACAAUUCUGACGUCCAAGUUGCGAGCCGGUUCCAUGAUGAGAGUGUGUGCUUUCACAUGGGUCUUUAUGUGGGCGGCGUUGGUCAGUGGCGAGUUGUAUCGGAAAGUGGCCAGCGAUGUGGCACCGCCCGCACAAUUUGCUCUGCUGCAGACGACCUCCCCCAGCCUGGCAAUGUGUUCUGCAGUUUGUCAAGGAAUUCCAUCUUGCUUGGGCUUCUCAUACAGUGGUGUGAACACAGCGUGUGCCCCCCUGCAAGGCUCCAUGGGGAAUGUAAUCUUGGACUCGGCAGAAACAAGUGGCUGCAACAUCUACUGGAAGAUAACAGAUAUAUCACGUGGCUUCACGAGAUUUGGAAACAAAGCCUACCUUUACGACGCAUCCCCGCUCACAUUUACAGAGGCACAUCAGACUUGUAGAGACCGUUAUGCAUCCAUUGCCUUGCCCCUGAACUUGCAAGAGAGCCAAAACCUGCAACUUGUCGCACCAAGCGUCACGAAGUGGAUUCUUGCAUCGGACGUGGCUACAGAGGGCUCGUGGGUAAACCAUGACACAGGUACUGUACUGGUCUACCGAAACUUUAUCCCUCCAAACCCUGACAAUUAUGGAUCGAUUGAGGAUUGUGGGACCCUUACAUCAGAUUCUGCUUGGAAUGACGUGGCCUGCAACAACAAAUACAGCUUUGUUUGCGAAGUACCGCAGGACCACUGUGAAUUAGGCACCUGGGACAUUCGUUGCACUUUUGCUUAAUGAUCAUCAUUCUCUUCAAAUGCAAUAUAUUGUUUAACAACAUUGCCGAUAGCAGAUUUGAACUAAAAAACAAAAACAUUAUGAGGUUUUAUACAAAUCAGACAAGGAAAACAUUAACUCGUUUAUGUCGGAGGAAAAAAAAAUAUGUUACUUAAGUUUAGGGAUAAUAUAACUUAUAGCAGAUAUAAAAUAAAUGUAGCACUUGGUCGUCAUGAUGAACAGCAACUUUGGCAGCCGAGUGAUUGGCCACGCCAUGCUAGGAAGUCAAUGUUGAAUAUUUGGUGGCGUGGACUUUCAAGGUCUUUUUCAUAACUUAAAACAUGUUAUUUAUCGUAUUUAAGUUUGAAAAAAUAUGGUUUCCUGCUUAGUGUCGUUGUGCAAAUGACACGUACAUCUGUUCCUAAAGGAUCCCCAACUGUCGCCUCGUCCAAAGGGUACAGGUCACUAACCAUUAGUCCAUUCCUAUCAAAAGUCUUUGACUGACUAUUUGCUAAACCUGAUGCAUUAUUGACCUUGGUGCAUGUUUCAAUCUUCUCCAGAUGCUGACUAGGAGACUUGGCUUGUUCUCUUGAUUUCUCCUAUGAAUUUGAUUUAGUAAAUCAUACGGCGCUACUUCUCAACUUGUCACGAAGUUUAAAUCGCUCAUUUUAUAAUCAUUUAUAUCAUUUAUUUUUAUCAGACAGCCACCUAUGCGUUGCCAUUUACAGAUAUUUUAGUAGCUCUACUUGUCCAGCCGGUUUUUCUCAGCGCAGAGUUCUUGGUCACUUAGUAUUUCCCAUACUAGUGAUUUGUGGGAAGGAAUUUCCUCUCAAUAAUGUUAUAUACCGAUGAUGCUUUAUUCUCUCCUAUUCAUGAUUCUCAAAGCAGGCACCAUGCGGCUACUCAGUUGAAUGCCGAUCUAUGAUUAUUUUUUUAUUUGGGGCAUGGAAUUAAAUCUGCCAAUAUUAGCAUUAUCAUUUUUAGUCGCUCAAGGACAAACAAUGCACCACAGCCUGUUAUAUAAAAUGACAACCAAGUAAUCCAUUCCAUUAUAUCCUUAUUAAAACUAGUUGUGGGUAACAUGAUGACUAUUGAGAAUCAUAUUAGGAAAACUGCUCCUCAUAUUUCUGAGACUGCUGGCCUUUUAAAUAUUUUUUUUUAAUGAGGAUAAUAUUGUUUUAAUGGGUUUUUUUCCUUCACUUUGCCCGUUUUUAAUAUUGUGGUUAAGUUUGAAUGCCGGCAGCUCAAUCUCGUCUCAAAAUUUUAGUUCGUUGUUUUAGCUUAAUAAUGUUCCAACUGCUCAUUUGUGUGUGUGUGUGUGUGUGUGUGUGUGUGUGUGUGUGUGUGUGUGUGCAACUAACAAA
Messenger RNA from Eriocheir sinensis (Chinese mitten crab), 2141 nucleotides. RefSeq names its product mannose-binding protein C-like. The record is from RefSeq and is a predicted model, not a curated record. NCBI's taxonomy places the organism in Eukaryota, Metazoa, Arthropoda, Malacostraca, Decapoda, Varunidae. The transcript is spliced from 6 exons. Bases 85 to 798 code for a protein of 237 amino acids.